UUUAAUUUAUCUGUGCUAAGUGCUCUGUUACCUUAUUUCCAAAUGAAAACUGUGAUGAAAUUCUAAAAAAAUGCAUGCAUGGGGAUUAAUAUAUAGAUCCCAGAAAUUUCAGGAAUGAAUUUUUGGCCACUGAUGCUUGAUUGUUCAGCAUUAUUGGGAUGUUGUGGAUUUAUUACUCCCUCACAUUGCACUAUUUUUCUAUAUUUACAGGACCCCUCAAUAUUACUAGUAGCAUAGCCAAAUGGAAAUAUGACAUAAACUCCUUGCAGAUUUUCUCAAAGUUGCAGAUAUUCGUACACCAGAAUGAUCGAUUUGGGAACCUUGUACCAGGUUUCUAUCCGUUUGAUGCUCAAGUAGUACAGAAGGCUACAGGAUUGUCAGUUCCAGUGGGAGAUUUGUCAUUUCAGGAGGUGGAUUAUGGAAUUCAAUUGGUUUCUUUUGCUGUUUCAGAACCAGGAGAUUUUAUGAUAACUAUAUUUAAUUCCAAGUUGAACGAAAGCAUCUACAGUUUGCCUUACACAGUUUUUGUAGGUAAUUGCCAUGGAUUAAACAGUUUCGCUAAUGGAUCUGGUUUAAUUAGUUCUGUUGCUGGUAGAUUGUCAUGGUUCACAGUUUACUUGGAGGAUGCAUAUACGAAUCCUUCUCCAGUUGAGGCAGAACAACUUUAUGUAGAAAUUCGUAGUAGAAAUUUUAACAUCAUGAUCCGACCUAUCAUACAUCCAUUGAAAAGUUUUAAUGGGACAUAUCGCGGCCCAGUUUCUACACCAACUGAUAUUUUGAUGGGGACUUCAGGAUUUGUACAUUCGACGACAUCUAAAGGGAAUAGGACUUUUAUUGGGAAAUAUACUGUUCAGGCAAGCGAGUUUGGCAUCACAUAUAUUCCUGAAAAAUCUGGAGACUAUGAGAUAAGGCUAUCCUGUGGGAAUAUCCCAUUAAAUGAUGCCAUUUCUUACUCCAUGAAAGUAUUGCCAGGAUUAGUUGACACUGUGAAGUCAAAGGUUGUUAACUCUGAAUCAGAAGUUAGAAGUAUUGGAAAAAUUGAAAUAUUAGUGGAGCUUGUAGAUUCAUUCUGGAAUUAUGUACCAUCACAAGAAGCAAAUUUGAAAUUGCAACUUCAAGGCCCUAACAACACAAGUCUUUUGAAAACAACUUUUAUUGAGAGUAAAGAUGGCCUAUAUAUUGGCUAUUAUUUACCAACUUCUCCAGGGAGUUUUAACAUUUGCGUCUCAUUUGAAGACAAAAUUCUAUCGCCUUGUCCCGUCAAAUUUCAUGUGCAUGAGAGUAAGUACUUUCCAGAAGCUAAUAAUGACAGUGUUUCCGUUUGGGAGGACGAAUCAGUUGUUUUUGAUGUAUUAUUCAAUGAUUAUGCUUCAGAUGGACAAGCUAGCCUAAGUGAAUUUUCUAAACCACUUCAUGGAUCACUCUUACUAGUUGGGAAACUUUUCAGAUAUACCCCUUUUAAAGGAUAUUUUGGGAAUGAUUCCUUCUUGUACAACAUCACUGAUUCAAAUAACAAUGUUGCUAUAGGUGCUGCUUUCAUUUCUGUCCUUUGCAAACCGCCUCAAUUUGUUUCUUUACCUCUUCGACUUAAUGUGACUGAAGAUGUGUUGAGUCCUCAGUUUGGAGGCUUUCCCGGUUUUGAAAUACGGUAUUCGGAUAAAAUGGAAAAUAUUUCUCUUACGAUAAGUGCGAAGUUUGGUUCUGUUUAUUUAGCUCCGAGUCAGAUUGGAAUUUUUGAACCAGUGGGCGGUAUGCUUUCAGUUAGGAGAGGUGGGAGGGCAGGGAAGGACUUGGUCUUAACGGGGCCGAUUGAAGUUGUUAAUUCUGCUCUUCAGUUGAUUCAGUAUCUCAGUAAUGAAAACUUCUAUGGAGACGAUACUAUCAGUUUGUAUGCGACCAAUAAAAAUGGAUUACUAGAUUCUCAUGUGCCGGUUUUUGUUAAGCCGAUUAAUGAUCCUCCAAAGAUUCAUGUGCCCAAGUUCAUAACACUCGUGGGGAAGGAAGCAAGUGAUGGUUUUCAAAUCUUUGAUAAACAAAGAGAUAUCUUUGAAUUCUCAAUCUCUGAUAGUGAUAUCUUUCAUUACACAGGUAAUAAGUCUCACUUGGUGGUCAUGUUUUCUGUGGAAGUAAAUGAUGGGCUUCUAUCAACAACUCUUCCUGUUCAUCUAAUCAAGACUUCUGAAUUGAAGAUUAAAAGCAGCAACCAAUGGCAACCUUUGCAGACGUUUGUAACCAUUGAUAACCAAUUUGUUAUCAAAGGAAGAGGAGUUCGAUUCCAAGGGACAAUUAGGGAUUGUAAUAAUGCAAUGCAACGACUAUUUUUUCAGGGCACAAAUCUUGAUGCACUGUUGACCAUCACCGUUAAUGAUUUGGGGAAUUACGGCUGCUACUUGGAUUGUACGGAUAUCAUUUCAUUUCCACUCUCCGUGGAGGUCAGCGUGAGUUUACUCAAAAGAAGGCCGUUGACUUCAACUACAGCUUUUUUGCUUGGAUCUGCCAUAUUUUUUGAAAUUGCAACGUUGUUUCUUCUGGGCAGUAUACUUCUAUUCUUCAUCUUUAAAUGCAUGGUAGCACUUCAUACCGAAAGAAACAAUGGUGAUAACCCCAGACAGGAGCUUACUGAAAAUCAUAAUGAGAAGAUUGAUAUUUUACCAUUCCAGAAUGCAAUGAAUUUGAAUAGAACAUCGACUGGUUCGCUAUCAACCCCACUUAACUUCUCGAGGAGGUCUUCGAAAUUUUGUCGAAGAUCCGGUCGAAGAAUUCGUCCGAAGCAAUCUGAAAUGCCACUAUCAGUAUCAUGUGCUUCCAACAAUUUGAAGGUUAGUUCUGCAAAUAUAGAAUUGCAAACGAAGCCUCAGAGCGAUUGAAGCAGUGUGCCUCUAACUAUUUAGAUCUUUGUAAUACAAUCACUCUAUUUGGACUGUAGUUAUGUUUUU
Messenger RNA from Phalaenopsis equestris, 2936 nucleotides. Its product is annotated as protein GAMETE EXPRESSED 2-like. Gene Ontology annotation, molecular function: actin filament binding. The record is from RefSeq and is a predicted model, not a curated record. Lineage: Eukaryota; Viridiplantae; Streptophyta; Magnoliopsida; Asparagales; Orchidaceae. Gene Ontology annotation, biological process: actin cytoskeleton organization; pollen sperm cell differentiation. Bases 159 to 2867 code for a protein of 902 amino acids. The transcript is spliced from 14 exons.